AUGUCUCUUGCUGAGCUAAAUGAGUUGAAGGAUCAACUGAAAGACUUACUGGAGAAAGGCUUUAUCAGGCCUAGUGCUUCACAUUGGGGUGCACCAGUGUUAUUUGUGAGAAAGAAUGAUGGCUCACUAAGAAUAUGUAUCGAUUACCAACAGUUGAAUAAGGCGACUAUAAAAAAUAAGUAUCCCCUUAUGAGGAUCAAUGAUUUGUUUGAUCAGUUGCAAGGUGCUAAGUGCUUCACAAAGGUUGAUUUGAGAUCAAGAUAUAAAGGAUUAAGGACAAGGCAAAGACACUACAUUGCAAAAAGAAGCCAAGAAGUUGAAAAAAUAGUGAAAAAGAAGGUUGUUACUCGCAAAGGAGCACUUGGAGAUUCGCCAAAAAACGCAGAAAAAAGGCUAGUCAGAGCUCCAAAUGGCGACUCGCUAACCUGGUAUGCGGGAUCGUUCAAGCUCACCAAAAGAGAUCUGAAUGCUGAAGAGCUAGAGCACCUGAAAAGCGAGAAGAUGUUCCCCUUGGAGACUCGUCGAACCCUUCGGCGAGCACAACUAAUGUCGCAGAAAUGGUUCAGACGUGAAGAUAUGAGCUUUCACGGAAGUAACACCUCUAGUCUACAUAGCCAAAAUACCAACAUGGGAAACUUGAAUGAUGUCAAUGUUGACCAAAUGGACAGUUCUAGUGCCAGAAGGAAGCCAUUCUUGGAUACCGAUAGAGCUCUUGUUGAUAUGGAAAGUGGUGAAUUGAAAUUUCAAAUAAAUGGUGAGGAAGUUACUUUCAACGUUUAUAAAUUGAUGAAGCAACCAAAUGACCUCCAUGUUAUAUCGGUCAUUAACGUGAUUGAUGAAGCGAUUGCAAGUGUGAAUGAAAUUUCAAGUAUGGGUGAAUUAUUGGCUACUGUGUUGUUGAAAAUUGAUAGGAAAAAAAUCCACAAUUAUGAUGAAGUUGUGGCUGCUCUUUCGGGUCUUGGGUGA
This is a messenger RNA of Solanum dulcamara, 966 nucleotides long. RefSeq lists its product as uncharacterized. Bases 1 to 966 code for a protein of 321 amino acids. NCBI's taxonomy places the organism in Eukaryota, Viridiplantae, Streptophyta, Magnoliopsida, Solanales, Solanaceae. The record is from RefSeq and is a predicted model, not a curated record. The transcript is spliced from 5 exons.